AUGGUCGGCAUUGCUGGAAAAUCCAAGGCAUGCCAUGAUUGCAAGAGGCGUCGUGUCAAGAUUAUCGCUAUCCUCGAUAGUCCUGUAGAUGGGGGUAGUGACGAGAGUCUAGCAGCGAUUAUCGUUCUUUCUACUUGUGAGCUAUUUCUUUUCAGUUCAGCCUCUAGCUGGAAUGCACACGCCAAGGGUAUUUCUGAAAUGCUUCGCAACCGUGUCGCGUCAGGAGAGACUACAAAGAGCUGGAGCGAUCUUUGUCGUCGUCUUUGUGUAAUAUGUGUCAUUCAAGCAACAGUCCAGAAACGCCCUCUUAUACUAGAGCCUGAUGUCUGGCGGCAACAGAUCAGACCUUACUCCAGCCCUACCUCUUUCGGUGGGUUACUGGACCUGGCUGUGGACAUACCUUCAAUCAUGGCGAGUGUGAAUACAGUCUCCCAAACUGACUUGCGUCAACAAGUCAACCAGCUUGUUCAGAAAUACCGGGAGCUUGAAGAAUGGCUGAAAAAUUAUACUAAACAUGUCUGGGAUUCAAAUCAAACAUCAGUCUAUUGGUCUGUCCCUUCUCAGGCCAGCAAUCCGACUGAUGAUGACUACGCCGAGAAGCUGUUCCCGUUCGCCCUCAUCUUCUCUUGUAUGGCAAACGCCACUGUUUGGAUAUUUACCUCUAGCAUGAUGCUUGAUAUCCUUGACACAAUUCUGCUUCUUCACUCCUCAGACCAGAAUGACGGUACCGCGCCAUUUGUGGAUGAGAUAAUCGACACUGGCAUAGCGCCUGACAUGCUCGAUACCCUCCGCGUGGAUGCUGAUAGACUGAGUCGGCUGCUCUGCCAAAGUAUUGAGUAUUGCUAUCGCGCUGAUAAUGGUACUUUUGGCCCGCAGAUAACAUGUUAUGCUCAAGCGACGCUGUUGAUCUACUUUGCAAACCGCGGGCUCCGCCGUGAGCUCGACUGGUGUAAAGCUAUUCUUCGCAUGAAUGGCCCGGGAAUGAGCUUUGGGAUCAAUUUAAUGCAGUUGCGAUCGGUGCCUGGGGAUGUAUAA
Fusarium poae is the source of this 1035-nucleotide messenger RNA. RefSeq lists its product as uncharacterized. The transcript is spliced from 4 exons. Lineage: Eukaryota; Fungi; Ascomycota; Sordariomycetes; Hypocreales; Nectriaceae. The record is from RefSeq and is a predicted model, not a curated record. Bases 1 to 1035 code for a protein of 344 amino acids.